GGACGUUUCAAAACUCCUGCGUGUCUCCUGCAACUUUGACCUCAACGUCAACCAUUCCUUGACCCCGUCAUGUCUUUCCAUCCAUUCAUAUUCUUGUAUCGGUAUGCUAUCGAACCCAUAGCACUUUUCAGUUGGUUUGGUGUCGAAGUCUGCUCCAUAGAGCUAAUAGCCGCCUUGCGGUUUUGCACCAUCCUGAGACAGAUCAGGGAAGAUUUAUAUGCCAAGCAUCUGCGUCGUGCUGGUGAUAAACCCGCAUCUGUAGAGGAGAGGUCAUUCCCAAGAGACGCGUGUACCUCGCUCACGAUUAAGUUUGGAGGAGAGGCCAUAAUGGGUCCUCUGCUCGGUGUUCCUCCAUCUUUCGUGCUCUCAGGUGUUUCCCCAAGUGUAUACAUCGCGGCACAGGCAAUUGUAGAGUGUAUCCCUGUUAUACCGCCAAUGUCACUCAGCAGUGAGCUUCCGCUGUCUAUCGUCGACGGAUUCACGCGUGCAUGGCUUCUCUGUAGUCUCGUACCCAAACCCGUUAUCACGCAUGCGUCCCCCGUGAUUGCGUCUUCUCCAUGGACUCUUUUGCUGUCCUCUCUUGUCAUCGCUAAUGGAGGCUUCAUAAUAAUGGGCAUGGUCACCUUCCUCACGCCUACCCCGCUCACACUUCACAUGUCUCAACCGGCCGAACGCCCGAUCAAGCCCUAUGGCUGGACAGCCACAGACUUCUGUUGUGCGCCGUCCAUCACGGGGCUCUACGCCCUCGUCACGCACGCCCAGCCAUUCUGGGCCGAGCUCCACAAUGAAACAGGGGACGAUAAAGUCGUUCCUAUGGACCCAGAGGCCGCCCGUGCGCUAUGCGCACUAACUCUCACGGGAAUGUCCACCACCCGGACUGUGAAGAACUAUAGGCUUAUUUGGAAGAAAGGUGUUGUUGAGAAGAUCAAGAAACAGUGAAUAUCCGAAGUGAUAUAUGAACGUCGAAGACGUAAAUGUGCAUGAAAUCCAUGAACGAGAUAUCAUUUUCUUGGUUAGGAGUCUAGCUGGUAGCUCCGCCAGAGCGUAUGCCUAUGUCUCCUGAUCUUAAUGAUUCAAGUACUGGUUCUUGAGGGCUCCAGUGUUUUCAGGAGCACAAGAGCACUUGUGUUGGGGUAUCUCUGAGUUCGU
This is a messenger RNA of Suillus subalutaceus, 1149 nucleotides long. RefSeq lists its product as uncharacterized. The transcript is spliced from 5 exons. Bases 70 to 939 code for a protein of 289 amino acids. NCBI's taxonomy places the organism in Eukaryota, Fungi, Basidiomycota, Agaricomycetes, Boletales, Suillaceae. The record is from RefSeq and is a predicted model, not a curated record.